This is a messenger RNA of Peromyscus californicus insignis, 855 nucleotides long. RefSeq names its product probable alcohol sulfotransferase. Gene Ontology annotation, molecular function: sulfotransferase activity. NCBI's taxonomy places the organism in Eukaryota, Metazoa, Chordata, Mammalia, Rodentia, Cricetidae. The record is from RefSeq and is a predicted model, not a curated record. The transcript has 6 exons. The coding region runs from base 1 to 855 and encodes 284 amino acids. Gene Ontology annotation, cellular component: cytoplasm. Gene Ontology annotation, biological process: sulfation.
AUGUCAGAGUACCUUUGGUUUGAAGGGAUACCUUUCCCUACUGAAGAGUAUGAAAAAGAAACAAUUGAAGAAUCUCGUGAUAAGUUUGUGAUCAGAGAUGAAGACACAGUCUUAGUGACUUACCCUAAAUCAGGAAGUAACUGGCUAAUUGAGAUUGUCUGCCUGAUUCAGACCAAGGGGGAUCCCACUUGGAUCCAGUCUGUGCCUAUCUGGGACCGCUCACCCUGGGUAGAGUCACAAUAUGGAUAUCCACUAUUAAUAAAUAACAAAGGACCACGCCUCAUCAGCUCCCACCUUCCCUUCCAUCUUUUCCCCAAGUCAUUCUUCAGUUCCAAGGCCAAGGUGAUCUAUUUAAUCAGAAAUCCCAGAGAUGUUCUUGUGUCUGGUUAUUUUUUCUGGAGUAAGAUGAAAUUUGUUAAGACUCCAGAGUCACUGAGAACUUAUUUUGAAUGGUUCCUCAAAGGAAAUGUGAUAUUUGGAUCAUGGUUUGAGCACACCCGUGGCUGGCUAUCCAUGAGAGAAAAGGACAACUUCCUGCUACUGAGCUAUGAAGACAUGAAAAAGGACACAAAGAGCUCCAUAAAGAAGAUCUGUGACUUCCUAGGGAAGAAAUUAGAGCCAGAUGAGCUGGAUAUGGUCCUCAAGUACAGCUCCUUCCAAACCAUGAAAGAAAAUAUCAUGUCCAAUUAUAGUCUGGUCCCUGAAGAUAAGGCUUCUAGUGAUUUGGUUCUCUUGAGAAAAGGCAUGACUGGUGACUGGAAGAAUCACUUUACAGUAGCCCAAGCUGAAGCCUUUGAUAAAGUAUUCCAGGAGAAAAUGGCUGGUUUCCCUCCAGGGUUGUUUCCAUGGGAAUAA